AAUAUGAGAAGGCCCAUAUUCUCCUGUGGAAUGAAAACGCAACCUUUUUUUUUUUUUUUUUUAAUUUCCAUUUUGCAGUUUAUUUGCUUCUUUCUUCUUUCUGUUCCAUAUUUCUGGUAACUCAUCAAUUUCAUUUAAUCCGUUUUAUUUUUGCAGAAACAAGCAAAGAAAAUGUCAAACCCAAGCUCAGAUGAAAGCGGCAAGGAGCCAAACAUUGGUAAUGAUCCUCCUAAAGGUGAAGUAAAUGAUGACCUUCCUGCAGAAGAUCCAAAGAAUUCAGAAGAAGAAGAAAGCCAAGAUCCAUCUCCUGAGGAGGAGGAACUUAUGAAGAAAAAGUACGGUGGAUUAGUGAAAAAGAAACCUCCAUUGAUAUCUAAGGACCAUGAACGUGCUUUCUUCGAUUCUGCGGACUGGGCAUUAGGAAAGCAAGGGGCACAGAAGGCCAAAGCACCUGCUGAGGCACUUCGCCCAAAAUUAGAGCCCACACCACACCAGCAACUUCGUACUCGCCUCUCAGCUUCUUCUCUGACAGAGGCUGGUGAAGCAGAUGGUAGCAACAACCGCCUUGACCAGCAAGAUGAGCAGAGUGGAACACCAGCAGCGGAUGGUGAGAAUAAAUAAUUCUUAGAAUCAGAAGCAUCAGGGCCAACACAUUCUUGAACAGCCUCAUGGAAGAUUCUUGCUGAAUUAAUUGAAGGUGGUGUUGUAAAUCAUGCUAGCUACUUAUAGAGGUAUAAAGAAAAGAAAGAAUAAAUGCUCGUGUGGCAAAAAUUUUGUACUGAGAUUAGAUUUGUGGUCCUAUACUGAGUUGAUUUGCUUGCAUAAAAUUCAGAAAACUGCCUGCAACUUCUUGUUCAUCUCCCAUAUGGCUGUGCUAUUCCAUCAUGAUGUAAUAUACUUCUUUGGUGGUAAAAGUUCUAAAUGACCCAUGGAAUGAAAUGUUAGACGUAUACUUUUUUGCAAUAUUAAUGGCUUUCCCUUUUGGUUCA
This is a messenger RNA of Lycium barbarum (goji berry), 989 nucleotides long. RefSeq lists its product as uncharacterized. NCBI's taxonomy places the organism in Eukaryota, Viridiplantae, Streptophyta, Magnoliopsida, Solanales, Solanaceae. Gene Ontology annotation, cellular component: cytoplasm. Gene Ontology annotation, molecular function: protein phosphatase inhibitor activity. The transcript has 7 exons. Bases 172 to 621 code for a protein of 149 amino acids. The record is from RefSeq and is a predicted model, not a curated record.